CGCUAGUGCGUAAUAAAAGUAAAGUCAACAUUUUCUUGAAAUGGCUACUACGAGUACUACAAAAUAUUGUUAUUUGUUUCCAGUGGCCGAAUGGACGACUAAUGUACGGUCUCGAUCUUUACGAUGAUGCAAUACCACAGGAGACCGAACACCGGUACAUUGUAGACGCACUCACCGACAAAGCAGUUAAUAUAAUUCAUUAUCACAACUCAUCUCAGCCACUGUUCCUGCAUGUCACACACAAUGGGCCUCACGCUGGUAAUGCCGGUGGAGCCCUGCAACCGCCUCUCUACUCUCCUCUCAAGAACGACCACAUCGCUAACUCGAACAGGCGACUUUAUUCUGAAAUUGUUACGCAAAUAGACCGGAGUGUUGGCAAGAUUGUUGAAGCUCUUGGUGACAAGGGAAUCCUUGAGGACACCAUCAUAGUUUUUGUAUCUGAUAAUGGAGCUGCCACUGUCGGAGAAUUAAGGAAUUGGGGGGUGAACUUACCAUUAAGAGGAAAGAAGUACACACCUUGGGAGGGGGCGGUGAGAGUCCCUGCGUUUAUUUGGCAGGCCUCACUCAGGCCAAAGGUUUGGCAAGGACUGAUGCAUAUUUCAGAUUGGCUCCCUACAUUAAUAACAGCAGCUGGAGGGAGAGUUCCAGCUGGUAUAGAUGGAGUCAACCAAUGGGAAUCCAUAAUGUAUGAUGGAGUGUCCAAACGUAAGGAAGUACUAAUAACUGUUGAAGACAGCGCGACAAACGCUUGGGCUUCUUAUAGAGCUGGCGACUAUAAAAUUAUAGUAGGAAAUGUUACCGGUGUCAGUAAUGGUUAUUAUGGAGCAGAAUUGAUGGUAAACAAAUGGUCUCCUCCAGACUAUUUUCCUGCGUUAGGAAAUAGUGACGUAACACGAGUUUUGGGAGAAAUAGGAAGGUAUUUAGACUUUGACGUCGUAAGGUCUAUGAGGAAGGUAGCUACGAUAAGAGCCGAUGAAUCAGCGAGGGAUGCUACUCCGUGUCUCCCUACACCUACCCGUGGCUGUCUAUACAAUGUCAAACAAGACCCAACAGAGAGUCGUGACUUAUGGAGUCGUGCUAACAAGAUAGCUACAUUGCUGACCAGCCGUCUCCGGGCACUCUGGUCUUCACAAUUAAGAAGAGGGGCUAUUAGACUGCAGGAAACUGCAGAUCCAGCAAAUUAUCGCUAUGUAUGGACUCCAUGGAUCUGCUGCAAUGAAACCCGCGAUAAUCCCAUAGGAAAUGACCAGAAAACAAUUGAUAACUUUGACUUUUCAUUCAAUUUCAAUCAAGAAAGAGUUGUUAAUAGAAACACAACGCUAGCUUCAGUUAUCAAUUGCGAUCGUACGACGGGCUUAAGAAACUUUUUGUGUAUUUUGAGAAGUAUAUUUUAG
Molecule: messenger RNA, 1394 nt
Organism: Spodoptera exigua (beet armyworm)
Lineage: Eukaryota; Metazoa; Arthropoda; Insecta; Lepidoptera; Noctuidae
Source: the annotation of a GenBank genome assembly